Molecule: messenger RNA, 570 nt
Organism: Anoplopoma fimbria (sablefish)
Lineage: Eukaryota; Metazoa; Chordata; Actinopteri; Perciformes; Anoplopomatidae
Gene: s100a1
Product: S100 calcium binding protein A1
Exons: 3
Coding region: 123-434 (103 amino acids)
Molecular function (GO): calcium ion binding
Source: RefSeq, a predicted model, not a curated record
CCUAUCUGAUUUGGACCCAUUUGCAUGCAGGUGAGAGGAGCCCAUAUAACUGAUGAGAUGAGAGCUGAGGCCACUUCCACCAGCAGCUGUCAGAGUCCAGGCAUUAAUUGAAAGACAGAAAAAUGAGUUCCCAACUGCAAACUGCUAUGGAGGGCCUCAUCGCUGUGUUCCACUGCUAUUCUGGAAAAGAAGGCGACAAGUACAAGCUGAGCAAAGCCGAGCUGAAGAACCUGUUGCAGGGCGAACUCAAAGAAUUCCUGGCAGGCAGCAAGGACCCCAAUGUGGUGGAGAAGAUAAUGGGUGACCUGGAUGAAAACCAGGACGGUCAAGUGGACUUCCAGGAGUUUGUCGUUUUGGUCGCUGCACUGACCGUCGCCUGCAACGAAUUCUUCAUAGACAGCCACAAGAGCUGCGGGAAAAGCAAGGAGCACUGAAAGUCUAAUAUUUCACAAUUUAAUCAAUAACCAUUUCUUCACAUCAUAUCAAUCAAUAAGUGUUGCAUCUUAAUCACAGCACCUUGUAAUGUAACAAAAUAUACACCAGCGCAAACCUCUUAAUGUCUUCCAUCUC